Messenger RNA from Cicer arietinum (chickpea), 1224 nucleotides. Its product is annotated as 5-formyltetrahydrofolate cyclo-ligase, mitochondrial. The record is from RefSeq and is a predicted model, not a curated record. NCBI's taxonomy places the organism in Eukaryota, Viridiplantae, Streptophyta, Magnoliopsida, Fabales, Fabaceae. Gene Ontology annotation, molecular function: 5-formyltetrahydrofolate cyclo-ligase activity. Gene Ontology annotation, biological process: folic acid-containing compound biosynthetic process; tetrahydrofolate interconversion. Gene Ontology annotation, cellular component: mitochondrion.
UAUUGAAAAAUAGAUGUUUUGGCAGAGUGUUAUGAUGACACAGAAAUAUACAAUAGCUGCCGCGAAAAGUGUGGUGGUGAGUGCACAGUUGUGGCGGCCAUACGGUCUAUUGAGGAUGACGACGAUUAACUGUAACAGUAACAACCGUGAUGACGUGGACGCCGUUUUCAAACAGAAGAAAACUCUUCGAACUCAGGUCAAAAAAUGCCUCAAGGCCAUGGACCCUUCUCUCAGAUCUCAACAAGACAACGCGAUUCAGGACAUCAUUUUGGGAGCUCCGUGGUUCAAAUCAAGUCUUAGGUUAUGCGCAUACAUAAGUUGCAGUGCGUUACGGGAAGUCGAUACUUUCAAACUCUUGUCACAAAUUUUGCAACCUGGUGGGAAAAAAGUUUAUGUACCACGAGUGGAGGAUAAAAACAGUCACAUGCGUAUGCUUAACAUAUCACGUAUUGAUGAUCUUAUUGCAAACUCAAUGGACAUCUUAGAACCACCUCCAGUUGAUGCUGAUGGAAAUGCACGUGAAGAUGUUAUGCAGGCAAAUGAUCCAAUUGAUAUUUUGCUUUUACCUGGAUUGGCAUUUGACAGAUCUGGAAGACGUUUAGGCCGUGGUGGAGGUUACUACGAUACCUUUCUAAAAAAUUACCAGGACCUUGCAGCGUCACGGAAUUGGAAGCAGCCCUUGCUUGUUGCACUGUCAUAUUCGCAACAAAUACUGGAUGAAGGAGUAAUACCAAUUACUUCAACUGAUGUUCCAGUUGAUGCUCUUGUAUCUCCAGAAGGUGUAGUUCCCAUCAGUUCUGCUGCCUUCAACAGAAUGGAUCUCUAAGCUGCACUUAAAGCCGAUGCUGAACACUUUCAAUGGAUGAUGUAUUAUUUAUCUUCUAUAAAAUUUUGUGGUUUCUUAAGUAUUCAGUGCUAAUGGAGGGGUCUGAUCGAGGGGCUUUGUGUAACAAGGAAAAAGGGUACCCAAAUCAUUAAAUGAAACUGGACUGGGUCAUUGCAUUCAGUCUUGAUUAAGUGGAAGUUUCAUUACUUUUUGGUCAUUGAUAUUAAUUCAGUAUGUUUAUGUAAUGUUUGAACUGUGAAGUUUGUGCUUACUUUUCUUAAGGUAUAUGUGUCCUUCAGCUGGAAUUGUUAUCAAGUUUAUAGUUAAUUUUUCAGUAUGAAAUUAUUGUGCUAACUAAUGUUUUUUAAUGUCAAUUUUUCUAGAUUUAAAACUUCAAA